Molecule: messenger RNA, 699 nt
Organism: Phytophthora infestans T30-4
Lineage: Eukaryota; Oomycota; Peronosporomycetes; Peronosporales; Peronosporaceae
Exons: 5
Coding region: 1-699 (232 amino acids)
Source: RefSeq, a predicted model, not a curated record
AUGGACGCUCGACCGACCGGGCCGCGGCCAAUCUACGAAGUGGUUCGGCCACCCAAGCUGGUAUUCUGGGACCAUGCUUUGCCUGCGUCAUGGUACCACAUUGUCCAGGAGCAUGCCAAGGCGCCACAGCACUUUUAUCGCAUCAUCAAGGCGAGCAGUGCUUCUCGCGGUCCUUUGCGUCAGGCUUCAGUCGGUGCAACAUAUGACAUUUCCGCUCCGCUGACCCAUGGAGAUGACUUCGUGGAUACCAAUGACGACUACGAAGUGGGAGAUAGCUCGCGGACCACGAACCAAAUGAAUGUCGCAGCAGUGGUGAGCAGUGUGAAUGGUACUGUAUCCAUGGCUAAGGCUGAUAUGGAGAACGGGUUCUGGCAGCUACCACUGGCAGAAGCGCGGAUCGAUGUGCUCUUUUAUGCCAAGCCCAUGGACGCGUUAUUUGACAUGCGGCGACGGUACGGGGACGAUGUGUUCUUUUAUGCCAAGCCUAUGGACAAGUUUACUGACAUGCUUCGACGGUUCGUUAUGCUGUCACAGAGGUGCAACAUCUGGCUCAACGCGAAGAAGAGCACCCCGUUCAAGCGUGAUGUGAUGUGGUGUGGCUACGUGAUAUCUGACGAUGAUGUUCGCAAUGACGCGGGGCGCAUCAGCGCGUUGCAGGAGCUUCGUCGCUGUCAGCAGCUACCGAACUGCAGUAUUUAA